This is a messenger RNA of Rotaria sp. Silwood1, 3039 nucleotides long. The record is from the annotation of a GenBank genome assembly. Lineage: Eukaryota; Metazoa; Rotifera; Eurotatoria; Philodinida; Philodinidae.
AUGGAAAAUCAAUUAUCAUAUCUAUUAGAUGAACGAGAAGCGGAUUUGAAUGAAAAACAACCUGAUGACAAUCAAAGACAAAGAGUAGAAGUAAUGGAGGAUGAUCAUGUUGCAACUGAUCAACAAAUGAGUAGAAGACUUCAAGUUUUAGGAGGCAUCGUCUUAGACGAAAUUCAACAAGCUCUCAAUGAACUGAACAAGGUUGACACAAAUUUUUCUCCGAUUAUUGGGUAUGCUGAGGAGCCUUUGUUACCACUUUCUGAAGUAUGUGCUCCAUUGGCCGAUAUUCUUCAUAACUUAUCGUUCUAUGUGCAACUGGCACUAGAUGAAACUCCCGAAAAUCCACCUGAUGGGUUGACAAUUGAUGAGAGCGCUGCGGUUCGUCUAUACACGAUCGAAUGGGAAAGACCACAUCGAAGCCUGUAUUCAAUGCUCAAUUACACUUUGAAAGGCGGUAAUCGCGAAGAGCUUCGGCCUUAUUUUAAAUAUCUAAAGUUAUUCUUGACUGCACUGGUCAAAAUUCCGUGUGUCCCACCGUUGACUGUUUGGCGAGGAGUUACAAAAGAUUUGAGCGCAGAUUUUCCACCUGGUACCCCAGUAACAUGGUGGUCAUUUUCUUCAUGUACAAUAUCACUGACUGUCUUGGAAAAUAACAUGUAUUUGGGCACUACAGGAGCAAGAACUCUAUUUUCUGUUGAAGCCAUUAAUGGACGAACAAUAAGUGCCCAUUCACAUUUCGUUACAGAAGAAGAGAUUCUUCUUCUACCUGGUACUCAUAUGAUAGUUCAAUCACAAUUGAGCCCAGCUCCUGAUCUCUAUAUCAUUCACCUGAAACAAGUCAUACCGGAAGAAACCUUGCUUGAGCCUCCAUUCGAAGUAUAUCAAUGCAGUGAUCCAUAUCCAUCACCAAUGGUCUCUGAAACUGGAAAAUUACCAGUUGCUAUAGUAUUUGGGGAUUUCACGAAUGUCAAACGCGUAGAUUUGGCAGUGCUCAACUAUGAUGAUCGAAGUGUUGAUAUACUUCUUGGUAAUGAGAGAAAUGAUUAUGAGACUGAAUACUAUUAUCAGACAGAUGCUGCACCAAAUUCUGUAUUUAAUGUUGAUCUAAACUAUGAUGGACUCAUGGAUAUUAUAGUAGUGAAUGGAGAUGAUGACAGCAUUAGUGUUCUGCUGGAUAAUGACGACGAAACAUUUCAAACCUCAAUUGAAUAUUUAGUCGGUGACAAUCCAGUGUCAGUGACUGGAGGUAAUUUCAACAAUGAUACACUCAUAGAUAUAUUAGUAGUGAACUCUGACGAUGAUACAGUUAGCUUGGUAUUGGGUGAUGAAGAAGGUACAUUUUCUGAUAUUCAAAUUGCUUUUGACGUUGGUUCCAAACCUGUCUAUGUCAUAUCAGAUGAUUUUAAUCAGGAUGCAAAAUUGGAUUGGGCAGUUAUCAAUCAAGAUGAUAACACUGUCAGUGUGGCAAUUGGUUAUGGAAAUGGAACUUUUGAAGAUCUACAGACUUAUAGUGUUGGUGCAAUACCAGUCUCUAUGACAUGUGAAGAUUUCAAUAAAGAUGGUAAAGUAGAUUUGGUAGUAGUAAAUUAUGGAAAUAAUAGUGUUAGUGUGUUACUUGGUAAUGGGGAUGGAUCGUUUCAAGCUCAAAUUGUUUACGAAAUUGGCAUGAAUCCAAGUGCUGUAGUGGUGGCUGAUUUCAAUAAUGAUAGGCAGAUGGAUUUAGCAUUAACGUUUUCGAAUGAAUCUUCCAUCGGUGUGUUAUAUGGAAAUGGUGAUGGAAGCUUUCAGAGACCUGUAAAAUAUAAUGUUGGUAAUUCUCCAAAUGCUAUGAGAGCAGAUGAUUUUAACGACGAUGGUAGAAUAGAUCUGGUAGUAGCAAAUUCUGGAGAACACACGUUCAGUAUGUUGAUUAACGGUGUUGAUGGAACAUUUCAAAAUCAAAUUAAAUAUGCUACUGGUGCGAAUCCGGUAGCAAUAACUUCAGCUGAUUAUAAUAACGAUACGAUAAUCGAUGUGUUGGUGGUCAAUAAGGGAGAUAAUAGUGUCUCAUUGCUACUAGGUAAUGGAGAUGGAACCUGUCGUGGUCGAAUGCCGUAUAGGCUUGAGAAGAUAGCCGAUUCGAUGGCAACGGGUGAUUUCAAUAAUGAUACCAAAUUAGAUCUGAUAUUGACUAACACAAUCGAUCAUAGUAUUACUCUACUUCUUGGUAAUGGAUAUGGUACCUUCGAAUAUGAAAUAGUAUAUAAGAUUCAUUCUCCACCGAACUUCGUAGUAGUCCAUGAUUUGAAUAAUGACACGAUGUUAGAUCUGGUUCUUGUCAAUCAGCACAACGACACCAUUACGGUGCUGUUGGGUAAUGGAGAUGGAACCUUUCAAAAUGGAACAAAGUUCGCGACUGCUAGUCGACCGAGUUCUGUAGUUGUAGGUGAUUUCAACAAUGAUAACAAACCAGAUCUAGCAGUCACCAACUUAGGCACUCACAAUAUUAUUGUUCUAUUGGGAUAUGACAAUGGUACUUUCCAGACUAAUAAGACAUUUAAGUGUGGUGCUAGCCCUACUUUUAUGAUAUCAGUUGAUUUAAAUCGUGACCAGAUCAUAGAUCUUGUAGUGGCUAAUCUAGGUGAUCAUACGAUUAGUAUUUUAUUUGGCUUGGGAAAUGGAGAUUUUCAAGCUCAAAUAAAAUACAACGUUGAUAGGGAACCAAGUCAUGUAAUAUCAGGCGAUUUUAAUAAUGACAACAAGACGGAUAUAGCAGUGCUCGGUCGACUUUCGAAUCAUAUGGAUGUACUGUUUGGUGAUGGAAAUAUGACAUUUCCGAACCGAAAACGUUGUAUAUAUUAUCGUGGUACAGGUGAUAUUACAGACUGGACUAAACGUUCUUAUUCAAUAACAGCAUCAACAAGAAAGAUGAUUAAUAUACCGGGUGGUAUUAAAACAGAAUAUGAUGCUUUUGCAAAUGCUAGAUAUCUUAUCGAGGUAUUUCGACUUUCAUUUUAUUUAGUAAAUCAUACAUAUACAAAAAAUGUGAUUGAGUUUUAA